AUGGCCUCCGAUGGUGGGUCUCCCCUGUCGCCUGGAGUGCUGGAGAGCACCUCGUUGCUCGAAGACAUCAUCAAGGAAAUCGCCAGAAGCCCUUCGCAGCUGGAUUCGGAGAGCGUGCAGCAAGAGCUUCUGCGGCUCUAUGACCUGUCCCGCUGGGGAGCGGGCAAUGCGGUCGUAUCCCGUUGCUUGCGAUGCCUGAAAGACCCGAGCGAGCCGGCGUCCGGCAAGAUUGCGAUGAUGCGCGUGCUUGACUUCCUGAUGGAUGUAAAGGAUGGCCAGCUUGCAGAAGCCCUCUCCAGGGAGCUGAAGUUCUUCAUUAACAUUGCCAAGAAGACCAAGGAGAAAGAGCGGCGAAAGAGACGCCCGACCUCCGUGUUCUCCAACAAGGCAGCUCCGGAAGACAUCGAGUCGAUACUUUCGAUCACCCUGGAGCUCUUAGACAAGUGGGGAAGAUACUACGAGGCGGCGGGGAGCCCGGGAGGCGCGAAGAUCGUGGAUGCCUGGAAGGAGCUGACCAAAGAGAACGUCCGCUUUCCCCAAGGCCCCGCAGAGUACGUCUUUCUCACGAAGCCCUCGGCCAGCCGCGAUGCCGGGGCCUUCGGCUUUGGCAGCACUGGCGGCGGCGGUGGAAGCUCGAGCUUCGGUGGCUUUGGGGCGGAGGCGCCGGCUCCCGACUCGGGUCCAGGGGAGCUCUCGGAGCCCGCGCUGCAAAACUUGGCGGCUGCGGUGCAAAGCGCCAUCGCCCAAUAUGGGCCAGGCUCUCCGGAAGCCGGGGAGGCAACGGCGCAUUUCGAGUCGAUGCUGGCCCAGUGGCAGCAUGCAGCAGCAGAAGCGGUGGAGAAGGGCGACAUGGCAGCCUACGAGCGCUUUUCUGCAGUUGCCGUUCGUUAUGCAGAGCUCCAGAUCGGGUCGCCCUCGGCUUCGACGGAGUUUUCACGGACAUUCUCGGGUGUGUCAGGCGUGUCCCCAUCGCCCCCCGACUCAGACACCGUGCCGGAGAGCCAUAGCAGUUCGCACAAGAAGCAUCGUCGCCGGAAGAAGGAGUCACAGCCCGAUGCAUUUGAGGUUCAGCCCGAGGUGGCGAUGACACCGAGCUUCGGGCACCCACAGAACGACUGGGCAGAGGCAGAUGCAGCGGCGGCAGCUUACCGCGCCGGGGAGUUCGGUGGAAGCUUCGGCGUGGCCUCCUCCGGCUUUGCUUCCGACCCCGGGGAUUCGAGCGACCCCUUCGGGGCCCCUUCGGGGGCCCAGGGGCAAGGCAUGAGCACGGAGGACUUCGGGGGACUCGGUGGAGGCCUUUCCAGCAGCUUUCCGGAUGCCAGCAUGGCGCAGUUUGGAAGUCAACCUGGUGCAUACGGCGCUGCCGGCUAUGACUACGGCUUCAACACGGGAGCAUUUGAUAUACCCGGUGGCCAAGCGACCCAACCUUCAAUGGACUACGACCAGCAGUUUGCUCGAGGCACGGACCCAAACUCCUUCAGCGGCUCCGCCAGUGCCAUGAUGGCCAUGGCCCAUGGCUCUGGAGGUGCCGAGAGCUUCAGCAAGGCCCCAGCUCCGGAAGCAGGAACACUCCAAGAGCCCCGAAGCCCAGGGACCGCGGACCUGCAACCGGAGGAGGUGCAAACCUUCCUUGAGACGCUUGUGGGUACCGGAGGAGGUGCCGGCUUAUGGGUCAUCGAGGAGGAGAAUCCUCAUUGCAUCGAAGACGGCGCUUUCAAUGCCGGCUACUUCGUCACUCUCGGAUCACAGGGGGCGCUCCCUGUGCUUGCCGAGGAGAUGUACUGGCCUAUCUUUCAGGCUUUGCAAAAGAUUGGCCACCCGUUCGCCCCUCGGGUAGGCCCCCGUUGGUACUUUCGAGGCUACUUGGAUCUGGACGAUGAGCCCAGCCAGGUGUCUCCGGAGAACCUGAGCUUGCUCUCGGCUAUCGCAGAG
Molecule: messenger RNA, 1932 nt
Organism: Symbiodinium sp. CCMP2456
Lineage: Eukaryota; Dinophyceae; Suessiales; Symbiodiniaceae
Source: the annotation of a GenBank genome assembly